AUGGGUCUCUUCAGUCGCAAUCAAAUGCCUGUGGACGGCAAGACCGUGCUCCUCACUGGGGCGUCAGAGGGCAUGGGCCUCGAAGUCGCGAAACAGCUUGCUGCAAAGGGUGCGAACCUCAUUCUCGUUUCCCGGAGCGUCGGCAAGCUCGAAGAAGCCAUUCUGUCACUCAAGGCAGUAGCAAAACACCCCGAGACCCAACGAUUCCUCUACAUCUCCGCCGACGUCUCCGCCCCCGACUACGCCGGCCCCCUCAUCGCCGAAGCCAUAGCCUGGAACGCCGGCCGCGCCCCCGACAUCGUCUGGUGCAUAGCCGGCAUGUGCGCCCCGGGCCUCUUCGUCGAAACUCCCUUCUCCAACGUGCGCGAGCACAUGGAUCUCAACUUCUACGGCAUGGCCGAAAUGUCCCACGCCAUCCUCCGCGAGUGGCUAAGCCCAACCGCCCCCGUCGAACAGCAACCCAAACACCUCGUGCUCACGUCCAGCGUCGUCGCCUUCUACACGAUAGCCGGAUACGGCGGCUACGCUCCCGCCAAGAGCGCGAUACGUGCUCUCGCGGAUACAAUUUCGCAGGAGGUCAUGCUCUAUCCGCAAAAGGUGGCUGUGCAUGUCGUGUACCCCGGUUCGAUCGACUCGCCUGGGUUGGAGAGGGAGAAUAAGCUGAAGCCCGAGAUUACGCUGUUGAUGGAGAAGGAUGACCCCGUGCAGAGCGCGGAGGAGGUCGCUUCGAGGGCUAUUGCCGGGCUCGAGAGGGGGGAUUUCUUCAUUACCGUAUCGUGGUUGGGACAUUUGAUGAAGUGGGGUGUUAUGGGAGGUUCGUUGAGGAAUAACUGGGUCGUGGAUACGUUGAUGCAGAUUGUGGUUGCGAUUUCGUGGAUUAUUGCUCAGCCUGUCAUGCUGGGUACGGUGAGGAAGUUUGCGAGGGAGAAUGGGCAUCCGAGCACAUACAAGAAAAAGAAUGGUGCAUGA
This is a messenger RNA of Scedosporium apiospermum, 969 nucleotides long. Its product is annotated as 3-ketodihydrosphingosine reductase tsc-10. Lineage: Eukaryota; Fungi; Ascomycota; Sordariomycetes; Microascales; Microascaceae. Gene Ontology annotation, cellular component: endoplasmic reticulum membrane. Gene Ontology annotation, biological process: sphingolipid biosynthetic process. The coding region runs from base 1 to 969 and encodes 322 amino acids. The record is from RefSeq and is a predicted model, not a curated record. Gene Ontology annotation, molecular function: 3-dehydrosphinganine reductase activity. The transcript has 3 exons.